GGGUCACAUAGCUAGACAUAACCUUGCAUAUAAACUGAAAUUGACGCCUAAAAAUGUCAAACUCGACAGUUGUUUUGAUUUUUAGGUUAUAUUUUGUAAAUCAUUACAGUGCAGAUUUUUCUUUAUUAUUAUUUACAAUUUAAGUUUAAGUGCGAGAUAUACUGGAAUAAUGGAUAUUUUUAAUGACGCCUAUCAGAAGUGUGUAGCCGAAAACGAAAAGAAUCUGCGUUUUUGGGAAGAAUAUGCGAAUAGUUUAAACUCGUUGGACUUCAGCGUUUUCAGCGAGAAGUUGACAGUGCCGGCGCUGGUACCAAUCGGGAACCGGAUCUUCUUCAGAGGCCAAUUGAAACAUACCAAUGAAGUGACCGUCUCUCUUGGUGCCGAUUAUUUUGUUAAAUGUUCUUUGAAACAAGCUGAAAUAUUAAAGCAACAUAGGUUAAAAGGUGCUCAAUCUAAAUUAGAAAUGUAUAGAAAAGAAAAGGAAUAUCUUCAAAAUCAAUUGUCUUUUACAAAAGAAAAUAUUUACGAGAACUUGGGAAAAGAGAUUGUUGAAAUCUGCACAGACAAAGAAGACAGAGUUUGGAGAGAAAAGCACAGAGAAAACAUGAGACAAUACAAAUUGAAAAGUAAAAUGGAACCUGAAACAACAGCUCCUGAAGUUACUGAUGAAGAACUGUGGGAAAGGUUAGAGGAGUUAGAGUUACAGGAGGAAUUCCAAAAUGAAUUGUCUAAUAUGAAUGAUUCUGAUUUAAAUAGCCAAAAAAAUCCAAUCAAUAUGUUUGUAGUUAAGGAAGCAGGUACACCACCACCUCUUAAAGUUGAUAAUAAUAAAAAUAUAUCUAAAUCAGAUUCAAAAGAAAGUAAACCACCGCAUGAAACUUCAAAAAUGAAUCUUUUACAACAUGUACUUGAAAAGCAAAAUGAACUGGAACAAAAAUUAUAUGAAUUGAAAAAUAAAGACAGAAGUCAAACCAAAACUGAAGAAGAAUUAAUAUCAAAGUUGGAUGAGAUGGAAGAGUUAGAUGAAUUGGAAGAUGAAAUGGAUCGAUUGGAAGACAUCUUGCAAACUGAAGAUGUUGAAAGCACAGAUGAUGAAGAUUCUUCAUCAAGACAGUCUCCAAUAUCUAAAAGGGGUGUCACAUUUGUGGAGGAUGAUGACAGUGAAACUAUUGAUAUAGUUUACAAACAUAGUUCUGUUGAACCAACUACUGAGCCAUAUGACCCAACAAAAGGCAUCACAAAACCCAGUGAUAUUUAUGUAGCCUAUUCUAAUUUAUUUAAAGAAACGACAUCUAUACUGAAGAAAACGAAGUAUGAAGAUAAUAAAAAUGUAAAUGUCGAAAAUACUAUAGACAAGAAAUUAAUAGACGAUAGUAUUUUAGAAUUACAUGAAAAUAAUAUCAACAAAACUAUAGUGGUUAAAGAUGUAGUUGAAAAAUAUGAUGUAAAUUCAAACAAAUUUGAAAAUACAGAAAGCCGACCUAUUAGUUUAUUUAAGAAAAAGAGACUCCAAAAUAAAUAAUUAAGUUUA
Molecule: messenger RNA, 1531 nt
Organism: Plodia interpunctella (Indianmeal moth)
Lineage: Eukaryota; Metazoa; Arthropoda; Insecta; Lepidoptera; Pyralidae
Gene: uri
Product: unconventional prefoldin RPB5 interactor
Exons: 4
Coding region: 170-1522 (450 amino acids)
Biological process (GO): negative regulation of transcription by RNA polymerase II; negative regulation of phosphatase activity
Molecular function (GO): phosphatase inhibitor activity; transcription corepressor activity; chromatin binding
Source: RefSeq, a predicted model, not a curated record